UUUUUGGAUGCUGUUGUGUUGUGUUGUGUUGUGGAUUAAAAAGAACAUCAAGGGGCAUUCCCUCCCAUGGGAUUUACCCUCCAGGACCACCAAUUGUAUAACUUCUCCUCAAAAAGAGAACUAAGGGAUUUGGUCUAACUUCUCUCUACGAUGUAGAUCUGGGUCCACACUCCCCAUAGCAUGGGGGAGGGAGAGAGAGAGAGAGAGAGAGAGAGAGAGAGAAUCACCCGCCCAAGCCCAACUCACUGGGUACAGCUCGAGAGUAAAAAAUUCCAAAUUUGGAAGUCCUAGUGGUGGUGGUUAUGGCUGUAAAUGAAUCGAGUUGUUCAUGAAUAAGUUUGGUUUGAUUUGUUAAGGGCUCAACUCAGCUCGAUUCGUUUCCAAACUCGAGCUCGAAUUCGUUUGGUAAAGUAGCCGAGCGUGAUAAGUAAACGAGCCAAGCGUAAGCUCAACAAAGCUCCGUUUGGCUCAAUUUGUUUGCAGCGCUCGUGUGUGGUGAACCAACCCACUCUUCCUCUUCUUUCUAUACCACUCACUGUCUUUGUCCCCCCAAAAGCACCAUUUUUUAUUAGAAUCUACACCCGGAGACAGUGAGAUUGACUGCCACAGAGAUGUCCAAAGAUGUGGAAAAUCCCAAAUAUGGUGUGGCCCAGAAAGAUUCAGAGGAGGGUACAGAUGCCCCUUCCCAUUCCAAUGAAACUCAAGUCACUUGGUACAGUUGCUUACUCCAGCAAGCAUCGGUCUACGGCAUAGCUGCCGGAUACUGCCUUUCAGCGUCCUUACUCUCCAUCAUUAACAAAUGGGCUGUGAUGAAAUUUCCCUAUCCCGGGGCACUUACUGCUUUACAAUACUUCACAAGUGCCUCUGGUGUCCUCCUUUGUGGGAUGCUCAAGCUCAUAGAACAUGAUUCUUUAGACCUUCUCACAAUGUGGCGGUUCUUACCAGCAGCAGUUAUAUUCUACCUCUCUCUCUUCACCAACAGUGAACUCCUCUUGCAUGCCAAUGUCGACACCUUUAUUGUCUUCCGUUCAGCGGUCCCUAUCUUUGUUGCAAUAGGAGAGACACUCUACUUGCACCAACCAUGGCCGGCGAUCAGAACAUGGAUCUCGCUUGCUACCAUCUUUGGCGGUAGUGUGCUUUAUGUCACAACAGAUUAUCAGUUCACACUCAUGGCUUAUAGUUGGGCCUUGGCUUACCUGGUGAGCAUGUCCAUAGAUUUUGUUUACAUUAAGCAUGUGGUUAUGACAAUUGGGUUAAACACAUGGGGUCUUGUACUGUACAAUAAUCUUGAGGCUCUGCUGCUGUUUCCACUAGAGCUACUUAUCAUGGGAGAGUUGAAGAAGAUAAAGCACGAAAUUUCUGAUGAAUCCGAUUGGUACUCUUUUGAGGUGGUUUUGCCAGUUGGGUUGUCGUGUUUGUUUGGUUUAGCAAUUUCUUUCUUUGGGUUUUCAUGUCGGAGGGCGAUUUCUGCAACGGGUUUUACUGUUCUUGGCAUAGUGAACAAGCUUUUGACAGUUGUGAUCAACCUGGUUGUUUGGGACAAGCAUUCAUCAUUUGUGGGUACAAUUGGGCUUUUAAUUUGUAUGAUGGGUGGGGUUAUGUACCAACAGUCUACAAGCAACAAGUCUAAGGCCGUGAAAGAAGUAAGAUUGCAAGAGAGUGAACAAGAACAACAUAAGCUACUCGAAAUGGAGAGCAUUGAGGAAACUAAUGAUGAUGUCAAGCAAGUUACUAACUCGGGACAGGGUAAAUAAGAGGUACAUUUGUUGUAUUUUUUGAACCAUGUUUAGGCGGAUUUCUUUUUUUUUUUUUGUCUUUUCAUAAAAGCAUUUUUUAGAGCUUAAAAGAGUGUCACCGGUAAUACCUUCUUCACUGAGUUUGGAUGUAAACCAAGUGCCUCAGCUACUACUAGUAGGGGAUUAAAUUUGUUCCAUUCUUACUGAUUUGUAUAUUAUUUUUGAUCUUACACAUUUUAUGUAUUAGGCAUUUGUUAAAA
Camellia sinensis is the source of this 1996-nucleotide messenger RNA. RefSeq names its product GDP-mannose transporter GONST3. NCBI's taxonomy places the organism in Eukaryota, Viridiplantae, Streptophyta, Magnoliopsida, Ericales, Theaceae. The record is from RefSeq and is a predicted model, not a curated record.